AGUGAAGCGAUUGUGCCGUGGCUACUAAUUUUGCUAUUCUUAGGAGAAGGCCUAACUCUGACCACGACGGAGGCAACCACUCAGGAAGUUUUCCUUGAUACUACGACUGCGAUUACUACGACCUUGGUGCCAACUAAGACUACCCACACCACGGCUACUACGACCGCAGCGCCAAUUGAGACUACUACUACGACUACCACCACGACUACCACCACUACGACGACAACGACAACCACGACUACUACUACCACCACCUUGAAACCACCUUUGCCUCAUAAGUUUCUUGCCUGCGUCAGUUCAGUCGUUCAGGCAAUAUUUCACCCACUCGAUGAUGUCUGUUACUUCAUGUUCUUCACCGUCCAAGACAUCAAUCAACUAAAAAACAAGAAUCUCGGUCUUGCGAGAAGCAAAGUUGGUAUCGACAUACCGAGCUCAAAAGCCAACGCUAAUCAGGGCAAACUUGAAAAUUCCAUCGCAGCGUACUGGCCAAAGAUCAGAGACUUCGCUGUCCUGGACAUGGAAGUCCGUCCAAGUGUUUCAACUCAUGUCAGUCAUGUCCAAGCAUUUCUAACAGAAACGGACAGACUUCUAAAUAUCCAUAUGAGAGCAGAACCAACGCCAAGGAGGAACUUUGGCUACGUGCUUCUAGGUGUGGCCAUACUCCGUGGAAGCCAACAACCAAGCACCCUCAUGGCUAACUUCAAUCAACUUGUACAAGUAAUUAAGCCAGACGCAUUGGUGUACCGAACGACUCUCAAUCGUAAUAUAACGGACCCAAACGUAUGCAGGGCUACAGGACCGUCACCCUGGCAGGGACCUGGCAUGCCGUCUAUGCAGUCAUCAUUCGUUGAGUCGUUGUCAUUCAGGCAUGUGACUGGGUUCCAACGGCUGCCUUUGAAAACAGCGGAAUUGCUCUCUUUUAGCGCUGCGGCCCUUAUAACUGCCUACACGGAUCCUUAUACACCACUCACUGAUCCAUGCCGGAGUGUCACCCAGGCGAAUCCAAAAGAAUUGGUGUGCCAAAAUGGACGAUAUCAUGAUAUAGUGACCAACCGUAAUAUGUACCUUGAAACCGACACCAUCCGAUUCGACGAAUGGGGCGGUACGUUUGACACCACUAUCAUAGUAGCGUACGACUCGGAUUGCACUAUGUCGACAAAGAUGUGUCUGUCUUUCAAUACCUAUGGCUUCACGGGCGGCUACGUCAUCUUUGACGUCCACUUCCACUACGUGUGUUCAGCACCUCCAGCAUUCGUAGAUUCCAAGGGUGACUUUGGCGUUGUGAAGUGGGCAAAAGUUAAUAUGCACAAGAACUACGCCGGGUUAGAUUGCGAGAAGCUCUGCUGAUAAGCUCAUGGGCAAAGAAUGUGAUUAUCAUUUGGAUGCGGAGUAUUGUUUACAUGGCCGUGAAGCAAUCUGAUGUGAUAUGAUGCAAUAUAUGAUGUUCCAUCCAUGA
This is a messenger RNA of Ornithodoros turicata, 1456 nucleotides long. RefSeq lists its product as uncharacterized. Bases 346 to 1347 code for a protein of 333 amino acids. The record is from RefSeq and is a predicted model, not a curated record. The transcript is spliced from 9 exons. Lineage: Eukaryota; Metazoa; Arthropoda; Arachnida; Ixodida; Argasidae.